Messenger RNA from Rattus rattus (black rat), 4041 nucleotides. It is a transcript of the gene Zbtb7c, whose product is annotated as zinc finger and BTB domain containing 7C. The record is from RefSeq and is a predicted model, not a curated record. Gene Ontology annotation, biological process: regulation of transcription by RNA polymerase II. The transcript has 5 exons. NCBI's taxonomy places the organism in Eukaryota, Metazoa, Chordata, Mammalia, Rodentia, Muridae. Gene Ontology annotation, molecular function: DNA-binding transcription factor activity, RNA polymerase II-specific; RNA polymerase II cis-regulatory region sequence-specific DNA binding; protein binding. The coding region runs from base 448 to 2307 and encodes 619 amino acids.
CAGCCGCUGGAGGAGCCGGGCCACGAGACUCUGACAGCAGCGCGGCCAGCGCGGCUCGGGAGCGCAGGGACGGACGGACAGCGGCGGCGAAGAAGGACGCGAGCGCUGCGGCCGGAGCCAAGUGCGGGAGGCGCGCGGGGUCGGCGGCGCGCAGAGAUCGCCCCUGAAGCAUCUGGAGCUCGUCUCCCCAUCCCAGAGGAUUUGGCCAGCCAAAAGAGGACAAGAGAAUGGCACGUGGCUUACCCAGGGCUGAGCAGUGAGCCACAGCCUUUUGAACCUGGAGCUCCAACUAGGAGGCUGUACCGCUGGAGUGACUCAGGAAGAAUUGAUGCUCUGGUCCCCGGCGACAUGUACAUGGUGUAAUGACAGGAAAUGAGCAGGUUUGCAGAAAGACUGGUGGCCUAAAAUCGAAGCCCAAGGAGUCGGUGCUUGGCUCUGGCUGAGAACAUGGCCAAUGACAUCGAUGAGCUCAUCGGCAUCCCUUUCCCUAACCACAGCAGUGAGGUGCUAUGCAGCCUCAAUGAGCAGCGGCAUGCGGGGCUGCUGUGCGACGUUCUGCUGGUGGUCCAGGAGCAAGAGUACCGGACACACCGCUCGGUGCUGGCGGCCUGCAGCAAAUACUUCAAGAAGCUCUUCACGGCCGGUAACCUGGCCAGCCAGCCCUACGUCUAUGAGAUUGACUUUGUCCAGCCCGAAGCUCUGGCCGCCAUCCUGGAGUUUGCCUACACCUCCACACUCACCAUCACCGCCUCCAACGUCAAGCACAUCCUCAACGCUGCCAGGAUGCUGGAGAUCCCGUGCAUUGUGAAUGUGUGCCUGGAGAUCAUGGAGCCUGGCGGCAACGUCGGUGAGGAGGAUGACAAGGAGGAGGAGGACGAUGAUGAAGACGACGACGAUGAAGAUGAGGAGGAGGAGGAGGAAGAGGAAGAGGAGGAGGAGGAGGAUGACACAGAGGACUUUGCUGACCAGGAAAACUUGCCUGACCCCCAGGACAUCAACUGCCCCCAGAGCCCCUCCAAGACGGACUGUCUCACAGAGAAGGACUAUUCUGACACACCCAGGGACUUCCCCGACUCCUUCCAGCCCGAAAGCCCUGGCCACCUGGGAGUGAUCCGGGACUUCUCCAUUGAAUCUCUGCUGAGGGAGAACUUGUACCCCAAGGCCAGCAUCCCUGACAGGAGACCCUCCUUAUCUCCAUUUGCCCCAGAAUUCUUCCCGCACCUCUGGCCAGGUGACUUUGGUGCCUUUGCCCAGCUGCCUGAGCAGCCCAUGGACAGUGGGCCACUGGAUCUAGUCAUCAAGGACCGAAAGAUCAAGGAGGAGGAGAAAGAGGAGCUGGCCCCACCCCCACCCCCUCCCUUCUCUAGCGACUUCUUCAAGGACAUGUUUCCUGACCUGCCUGGUGGGCCGCUGGGCCCCAUCAAGGCAGAGAAUGACUAUGGUGCCUAUCUCAACUUCCUGAGUGCCACCCACCUGGGGAGCCUCUUCCCACCCUGGCCGCUGGUGGAGGAGCGCAAGCUGAAGCCCAAGGCCUCUCAGCAGUGCCCCAUCUGCCACAAGGUCAUCAUGGGGGCUGGGAAGCUGCCCCGGCACAUGAGGACCCACACCGGAGAGAAGCCGUACAUGUGCAGCAUCUGCGAGGUCCGCUUCACCAGGCAGGACAAACUGAAGAUCCACAUGCGGAAGCACACGGGGGAGCGGCCCUACUUGUGCAUUCACUGCAACGCCAAGUUUGUGCACAACUACGACCUCAAGAACCACAUGCGCAUCCACACGGGCGUACGGCCCUACCAGUGUGAGUUCUGCUACAAGAGCUUCACGCGCUCCGACCACCUGCACCGCCACAUCAAGAGGCAGAGCUGCCGCAUGGCGCGACCCCGGCGUGGUCGCAAGCCUGCUGCCUGGAGGGCGGCCAGCCUGCUCUUUGGGCCGGGUGGCCCCUCAGCCGACAAAGCGGCCUUCGUGAUGCCACCCGCGCUGGGCGACAUGGGUGGCCACCUGGGCGGCACAGCCGUGUGCCUCCCGGGCCCCAGCCCUGCUAAGCACUUCCUGGCAUCACCCAAGGGCACCCUGAGCCUGCAGGAGCUGGAACGUCAGUUCGAGGAGACGCAGAUGAAGCUAUUCGGACGCGCGCAGCUCGAGGCCGAGAGGAACGCGGGUGGUCUCCUGGCCCUGGCGCUGGCUGAGAACGUAGCCGCCACUCGGCCCUACUUCCCACUGCCUGACCCCUGGGCCGCAGGCCUGGCUGGCCUCCCUGGUCUCACCGGCCUCAACCAUGUGGCCUCCAUGUCUGAAGCCAACAACUAGGCUGGCCCUGGUCCACUCUAGUCCCAAACCCUGUCUUAAGUCCCUCUAAGGCCCGCCCUGCCCCACCCAGUGGACCUGAACUUUCUAGUUUGCAAACACAAAGGGAUAAUGGAGGAAAAAAAAUUACAUUUUAGCUGAGAUGCAAUUUUCCUGGCCUUCGAGGGCAGCGUCUCCCUUUUGCUGGUGUCUGAGCUGGACACCUCUUCCCUGAGGGAUUGGAAACCCCCCACCUGGCUGCCUCAAGCUCACAUAGAAAUAUGCAGGGUGCCAAGUCUCAGAAGGCUCUGCGCUGGUGCCAGGAGCACGUUGCUGCGGUAUGGGGGUGUGAGGAGGGAGCCCUCUGCCAGGAGGCUGGCUGGGAGGAGCUAGCCUGAGGACUGCGUCCUGGCCAGGCACCUUGCUUCAGCCAUACUACCCUAUGGGGGAAAUCACUCCCACCUCGGCUUUCAGAGUCAGGUUCCAGCUCAGAGGUCCGGGAUCCAAUUGAGCAAUGCUUUUGGGCCAUGGGGGAAAAACCAUCCCUACUGAGCAGAAAGGCUUCCAGCAUAGAGUGAACCCAUUUUAUAUUGGCUUGACCUGUGACCUUAGGUGGGUCAACUUUCUGUGCCUCAGAGUCACCCUGCUGUGAAAGGGGGUGGUAACUUACAUUCCCCUCCCCCCCGUUUCCAUACAUAUUCACACCUGUUCCACUCUGAGCUGACAAGAGUUCCUUGGAAGGUAGAAGUUUAGCAUCCCCAGAGUUACUGGGGAGACUAUCUUACUGGAGUAAGGCACGCGGCAGGACAAGACAGGGAACGAGGAAUGAGAGAGAGGGCUGGGCAGGGCUUCGUGGCUUUCAAUACCCAUAGGUAGCUCCAGGAACCCCAAAUUCUGCCUCACUUCUGGCAGGCCACUGCCAUAUCUAGACACCCCGUAGAAACGCAAGAGCAUUGGUUCACCCCACAUGCCCUCAGUGUUCAGGCUCCUUUAGCUAACACUGAGGGAUGGGGCCAGCUUCUAACAGCCACUGCCUGCCUGCCUCCUCCCAACCCUGCAAAUGUCACAGAACCUAGUCAUCCAGGGCUUAGCUAUUUGCUCCUUGAGUUCAGGGUUCUCCAGACCUGGGCUUUGCUGGCGACACCCUUCUACUGUGUUUGAGCCCGUGAACUCCCUUUCCACAUUUGACCAAAAGGUUCCCGUGCAAAGAGGUGGAGUCCCUUGGGUUGUGAUGGGCUGUGUAGCAAGCCACACUCAAAACAACUUUGCUGGCCCAUGGGUUCUUGAGUUUGCAUUGGUUUCUUGAGAUCCCAGGAAGGAGAAUCCACCUGCUCCGAAGGCCUAGGCCUGGAGUCCCAGACCCCCCAAGCAGUGGGUACAAGAGACUCACCUCUUCCUAUAUCUGUUGUCUUGGCUUCUUCCUGUACAAACACAAACACAAAAAGGUCAGAGAAGGCAGCAGAUUCUAUCCCUCCUGAAGCUCCCAAGAGAAUCCCUGCCUGCCAGUGCCAGUCCAUCAGGGAGGAUUUUCCUCAGAUGCCCGGUCCUCAUCAGUCACCUGCUGGGCAGCUGCCUCUUAAAUCCCUGUCUGCAGUUCAGACAGUUGCCAAUAUGCACACUUUGCCCCAGCAGCCAAGUGGCCGUAGCUGAACCAGACUCAGAACCAACAGAGGGACCCAGGGGAGGGCAGUGGUGUCAGGUUUCUGUUUUUAUUUUGUAAAGGUAAUGACUUCUUAUAAACUCACUUUUUCAGAUGAC